This is a messenger RNA of Rangifer tarandus platyrhynchus (Svalbard reindeer), 996 nucleotides long. The record is from the annotation of a GenBank genome assembly. Lineage: Eukaryota; Metazoa; Chordata; Mammalia; Artiodactyla; Cervidae.
AUGUCGGGCCCUGAGGGAGGUGAAGGCUUUGUGGUCAAGUUCCAUGGCCUGCCCUGGUCCUGCUCUGUUGAGGAUGUGCAGAAUUUCCUCUCCGACUGCACGAUCCAUGACGGGGUCGCAGGUGUUCAUUUUAUCUACACUAGAGAGGGCAGGCAGAGCGGUGAGGCUUUUGUUGAACUUGAAUCAGAAGAUGAUGUAAAAUUGGCCCUUAAAAAAGACAAGGAAAGCAUGGGACAUUGGUACAUUGAAGUGUUCAAGUCCCACAGAACCGAGAUGGAUUGGGUGUUGAAGCACAGUGGUCCAAACAGUGCUGACACUGCCAGUGAUGGUUUCGUGCAACUUCGAGGACUCCCGUUUGGAUGCACCAAGGAAGAGAUCAUUCAGUUCUUCUCAGGGUUGGAAAUCAUGCCAAGUGGGAUCACAUUGCCCGUGGACCCCGAGGGCAAGAUUACAGGGGAAGCCUUUGUGCAGUUUGCCUCACAGGAGUUAGCAGAGAUGGCUCUAGGGAAACACAAGGAGAGAAUAGGGCACAGGUAUACUGAGGUGUUCAAGAGCAGUCAGGAAGAAGCUAGGUCAUACUCGGAUCCCCACUCAAGUUCAUGUCAGUGCAGCGGCCAGGGCGCUACGGCCGCCCUGGCACAGCCAGGAGCCACAGAGCACGACCUUUACAACUUCUUCUCCCCGCUCAACCCUGUGAGAGGCCACAUUGAGACUGGCCCUGAUGGAAGAGUGACCGGCGAAGCUGAUGUUGAUUUUGCCACUCACGAAGAAGCCAUGGCAGCCAUGUCCAAAGACAGGGCCAACAUGCAACAUAGAUACAUAGAACUUUUCUUGAAUUCCACAACUGGGGCCAGCAAUGGGGCAUAUAGCAGCCAGAUGAUGCAAGGCAUGGGAGUGUCAACCCAGUCCAUUUACAGUGGCCUUAAGAGCCAGUCUGUGAGUGGCUGUUGUGGGUCUGGCUAUGGUGGCCAGAACAGCAUGGGUGGAUAUGACUAG